AGUGCUGAGGCCAAGCAAACCGCCGUCGUGACCGCCGGCAGGUUCAUUUUUCUGUGUUUUCAUUGGCUCAGCUGCGAAGUGAGCCGUGUACGAGCCGCUCCCAGCGUCCAGCCUGGAGAACAGGGUCCCUCUGGCAGCGCCCGUGGGAGAACAGGGCCAGAAGUAAAAGGUCCCUCCCCAUCUUCAAAACAGUCCUGGAUUCUGAGCCUGCCAUCCAAGAAACUCAGGAGGAGAGGCUGGCAGCUUCUGCGUCCCUCGCCACCCUGGGAAAGGACCCAGCAUGUCUCAGGCCACCAAGAGGAAGCAUGUGGUGAAGGAGGUGCUGGGGGAACAUAUGGUACCUUCUGACCAGCAGCAGAUCGUGAGGGUACUCAGGACCCCAGGGAACAAUCUGCAUGAAGUGGAGACAGCCCAGGGGCAGCGCUUCCUGGUGAGCAUGCCCUCCAAAUACCGCAAGAACAUCUGGAUCAAGAGAGGGGACUUUCUCAUUGUCGACCCUAUUGAAGAGGGAGAAAAGGUGAAGGCUGAGAUCUCCUUUGUGCUCUGCAAAGACCAUGUGCGCUCUCUGCAGAAGGAUGGACAGUGGCCUGAGGCCUUCUCUGAAGUGGCUGAGAAACAUAACAGGAACAGACAGACUCAGCCAGAACUCCCAGCUGAGCCACAGUCAUCAGGAGAAGAGUACAGCUCUGAAGAUGAUUCUGACCUCUUUGUUAACACCAACCGUAGACAGUAUCACGAGAGCGAGGAGGAGAGCGAAGAGGAGGAGGCAGCCUGAGGCCUGAGGACCCACUUCUCCUCUUGCACAGAGACUAGUCCUUCGUUCCUCUGACCUUGGACAUUCCAAGGGUGCUCUGCAGAUCUCCCAUUCCCCCCACCCCACCACCCCACCCCUGGAUCGGGACAAGGCAGGACUCCUCUCUGAACUGACCUAGGAGAAUUAAACCCCUGGUGGGUGAUGACUUGU
Miniopterus natalensis is the source of this 964-nucleotide messenger RNA. RefSeq names its product eukaryotic translation initiation factor 1A domain containing (gene EIF1AD). Lineage: Eukaryota; Metazoa; Chordata; Mammalia; Chiroptera; Miniopteridae. Gene Ontology annotation, cellular component: nucleus. The record is from RefSeq and is a predicted model, not a curated record. Gene Ontology annotation, molecular function: RNA binding; translation initiation factor activity. Gene Ontology annotation, biological process: translational initiation.